Messenger RNA from Prunus armeniaca (apricot), 1659 nucleotides. The record is from the annotation of a GenBank genome assembly. Lineage: Eukaryota; Viridiplantae; Streptophyta; Magnoliopsida; Rosales; Rosaceae.
AUGGAUGAAGAGUGCAUACAAAGCUCAGCCUCAGCCUCAGUGGAUUUGAUUUUCAAGUUUGAAAAGAUUCUUCCUGGAGUUGAGAAAUCUGCUUCUAUGUCUCCUGAUCGAGUGAAAACCCCAAGAAUUCUUGAGAAUAAGAUUGAAUGUCAGACACCGGAGAAGAUAAACGAGCCUUUAAACACCAAAUACCACGAGGGGCAAGUCCAACUUCCAGAUCCAAUUUUCCAUGGCUUCUACUUCUUUGACCAUAUGAAUUGUUCCUUGAGGUUGCUUCGUCUACGUAAAAGGUCACCAACUUUUCAAAAUAUUUCUACUCAGGUGGAAGUCCUAGCGAAACGAAAGUUCUUGUACAAGCAUCUUGCUCAAAUGAAAUUUAUACUUCCUGAAGCCAUAAAGAUAGAUAGAAUUUUGGUGCAGGACAAGAAAACUCCAUGCAUGAAGCCAGAUAUGAAUAUCACCUUGCUAUUUGAUAUUGUGGAAGGUCACCGUGAAGUAUCUGACUUUAUAGCUGUGCGCCAAGUUUUUGCUUCUAGGCUCAUUAAUUUCUUUGCCAUGCAUCCUGAGGCUUGUGAUGUUCCAGAGGCCAUAUUGCCGGAGCCUUUUAGCCAAAGAAGAGAGAUACCUGUCCUGGAGAAAUUACCUAUCAAUUCUUCAAUGGAAUUUAAAGCAACUUCAAAUGAAACUGAGCUGUUUUUAGAAAAAGUUCAUCCAUAUCCAUAUGUGAGCAGACACUUCUCUCAGAAUGCUGUUGUUGCUGAAGCAGAAAAGGCCCAACUCUUAGCAUCUCCAGUCCCCUUGCCAUCUUCUGGCAGUAUGAAUAACCAAGGUAUUAAGAAUGAGCAGAAGAAAGAAUUUCCUGUUCUGUCUUCCAAACCUGAUAGUAUAACUGAGCUAGAUAUCAAAAAGGGGCAGCAGAACAAACCAUGUUCCAAGUUCAGUAUUAUCAGCCACUCAGUGCAGCUGAACCACCCUCAACGCUCUAGUGCUUCCAGUGUAUCAGAAAGCCCUCUUGUAAAGCUCACCUCAUCUGCCGAUAGUAUCAUGAUAGAAACACCUACACCCUUGACACCAAGGAGAUCAAUGCCCAGUUGUGACGCCAAGCAUGUGACCAUGAACAGCCAAUCAGAAUCAUGUCAUAAGCCUGCAAAAAGAAUUCUAGACUUCUCACACUUGGAAGGUAAUAAAAUUUCAUUGGACUGCACUGCAGAUGAGUCGGACUGCUACAAAGUUGUAAACAAGAACAUCCCUAAAACUAAAGAAGGACUUUUUGAGGAUGGAAAUGUUACUUGUUCUCUGGCAACACUGGAGGUUGAGCAGAUCCUUGGUUGCGGUAAUGAGGAUCUCGAGAAGAGCCAAAAAAGUGCAUUGCUGUGCCAGCAGAUGUCUGCUUGCCUGGCUGACUUGGUUACUAUAAUCCACAGUAUAUUCAAGUCUCUUAACUGGUCUCCGAUCACAAAAGAGGAGCUUGUGCACAAGAUAAUUAUGAAUAACUUUGAUGUUGUUGAAAGAAGCGAAGUUGAAGAACAGAUUGAUCUUCUUGAAAGCCAUGUUCCAGAUUGGAUACACAGGAAGUCUUCUGGUGGCGAUACUAUGUACAAGGGUGGAUUUGGAUUCGAAAGUAGUGUCGUAGAUCUUGGAUCCCGCCAUAUUGUUUAG